GGCGGCGGCAGCAGCGGCGGCGGCGGCGCGCGGGGAUGGGGCCAUGGCGCGCGCGGGCGGCGGGGCACCGCGGGAGCUGUCCCUGGAGGAGGUGCUGAAGUGCUACGAGCAGCCGCUGAACGAGGAGCAGGCCUGGGCGCUCUGCUUCCAGAGCUGCCGCGCCGCCGCCGCCGCUCCCCCCGCCGCGCCGCUCCGCACCGCCGACAUCCGCCUCCAAGGAGACGGCUCCGUCGUCCUUCCCGCGCCGCCGCCCGAGCUGCCCCUGCUGCUUACACCCUCUGCUGAAGCCCAGAUGGUGCAGUCGUUGGGCUUCGCCAUCUACCGUGCGCUGGACUGGGGGCUGGACGAGAACGAGGAGCGUGAGCUGAGCCCGCGGCUGGAGCAGCUCAUCGACCUGAUGACCAACAGCGACUCGGAGGACAGCGGCUGCGGCACAGCCGACGAGGGCUAUGGGGGGCAGGAGGAGGAGGAGGAGGGGGGCGAGGGGCCGCUGCGCGCCGUGCGCACCUUCGGGCAAGCCAUGCGGUGCUGUGCCGCGCGCCUGGCUGACCCCGCUGAGGCGCAGGCACACUACCAGGCUGUCUGCCGUGCUCUCUUUGCCGAGACCGUGGAGCUGAAAGCCUUCCUUGCCAAGAUCCGCGAUGCCAAGGAGAUGCUGCAGAAGCUGAAGGAGGACGAGGAAGCGGAGGAACGGCCGGUGGCAGAGCUGGGCAGCCUGCGCAACACCGACUGGGCCCGGCUGUGGGUACAGCUGAUGCGGGAGCUGCGGCACGGUGUGAAGCUGAAGAAGGUGCAGGAGAAGCAGUUCAACCCCCUGCCCACCGAGUACCAGCUCACCCCCUUUGAGAUGCUCAUGCAGGACAUCCGUGCCCGCAACUACAAGCUCCGCAAGGUCAUGGUGGAUGGAGACAUCCCUCCCCGGGUGAAGAAGGAUGCCCAUGAGCUCAUCCUUGACUUCAUCCGCUCCCGGCCCCCACUAAAGCAGGCGUCAGAGCGUCGGCUGCGACCGCUGCCCCAGAAGCAGAGGACACUCCACGAGAAGAUCCUGGAGGAGAUCAGGCAGGAGAGGAAGCUUCGGCCUGUGGAGAUGCCAUACCGUGGACAGAAAGGCUACAGCUCCCUCCCCUGCAUCCCUCAUGCCUGCUCAGGCCGCCUGGCCUCCAGCUCCUGCCUCGAGCUGUCCCGGUGCCCAGUGAGUGCCGCGCCGGUGUGCCCACGGCCCCGUGUCCUGCUCAAGGCACCCACCCUGGCCGAGAUGGAGGAGAUGAACAUCUCCGAGGAGGAGGACUCUCCAGGCACAGAGGUGCCUCUGAAGCGGGACCGCUCCUUCUCAGAGCACGACCUGGCACAGCUGCAGAGCCAGAUGGGGGUUGGCCAGCCUGCACCCCAAGAGCCAGAGCCGCUGCAGCCCGAGCCCCGGCCCCGCUCAGGCUCUGUCCCCGCUAGCUGCCACCCACUGCCGGACAGCUCAGCACCACCCCGGACUGCUCUCGGUGCCGUGGAGGAGAGGCCAGAGGAUGGAUCCACUACUGCUCCUAGCACCAGCUCCAAGCACCUCUGGCUGGAGUUCAGCCACCCCGUGGAGAGCCUGGCCCUCACCGUGGAGGAGAUGAUCAACGUGCGCAGGGUGCUGGUCAAGGCUGAGAUGGAGAAGUUCCUGCAGAGCAAGGAGCUGUACAGCAGCCUGCGGAAGGGGAAGGUCUGCUGCUGCUGUAGGACCAAGUUCCCCCUCUUCUCCUGGCCUGCAGCAUGCCUCUUCUGCAAGCGCUCUGUCUGCAGCUCCUGCAGCCUGAAGAUGAAGAUGCCCUCCAAGAAGCUGGCUCAUAUCCCUGUCUACGCGCUGGGCUUUGAGAGCCUCCCAGGCUCGCUGCUGGCCAAAGCCCUGCCGCUGCGGAGGAGAGAGACCUUCCACUCCCUCUCGGGCACGUGCUGGCGCCGGGUAGAAGAGGAAUUCCCCCACAUCUAUGCCCAGGGCUCGGUCCUGCGCGACGUCUGCAGUGACUGCGCUGGCUUCGUCACCGACGUCAUCUGCUCCAGCCGCCGCAGCGUGGCUGUCCUCAACGCCGCACCACGCCGCGCCAAGGCUCGCUCCCUCUACUGUGACUCCUGGCACAAGUGAGGGGCGCAGAUCCCACUGGCGGCCACCCAGAUGUACAUAUAUACAUAGGACAUAUACGUACAGCCUCUAUAUUUAUAUACCUUAUGGACCAGGGGGAGGCGAGGCACAGUGACAUGAUAGCCGCCUGCUGUCCCCCCUGUCCUCUCAUAUCCCCGCCACCGGCAGGACGCUGCAAUGGCUACUGUGGGGAUAGGUCCUGCCGCGGGGCACCCUCCAUUGCCCAUUACCCUCAACAUCCACCUCCCCCCAUCCCUGCUUCUGUGCCAAGCCCUGGCUGUGCCGGGGCAGCCAGUGCCGGGGGGCUGGCACGGAUGCUCUGUAUGUGCCCACCCCGGCUAAUAAACCUGCUAGGCUGCC
This is a messenger RNA of Pezoporus occidentalis (night parrot), 2476 nucleotides long. RefSeq names its product spire type actin nucleation factor 2 (gene SPIRE2). Gene Ontology annotation, cellular component: cell cortex; cytoplasmic vesicle membrane. The transcript is spliced from 15 exons. The record is from RefSeq and is a predicted model, not a curated record. NCBI's taxonomy places the organism in Eukaryota, Metazoa, Chordata, Aves, Psittaciformes, Psittacidae. Gene Ontology annotation, biological process: Golgi vesicle transport; actin nucleation; actin filament polymerization. Gene Ontology annotation, molecular function: actin binding. Bases 44 to 2119 code for a protein of 691 amino acids.